Pipistrellus kuhlii (Kuhl's pipistrelle) is the source of this 598-nucleotide messenger RNA. RefSeq names its product thiosulfate sulfurtransferase like domain containing 1 (gene TSTD1). Lineage: Eukaryota; Metazoa; Chordata; Mammalia; Chiroptera; Vespertilionidae. Gene Ontology annotation, cellular component: cytoplasm. Gene Ontology annotation, molecular function: thiosulfate-thiol sulfurtransferase activity. The record is from RefSeq and is a predicted model, not a curated record.
UUGUCAAAUAAAAAAAAGGCCAUAGCCAACACAAUAACCUAGUGUGAGUGCCCUGUUUUGAACCAUAAAUACUGUAUGUAGGUAAUAUAACAGAGUUACAUCUUAUUGGUAACGGCUCAUAAUAAGGUUGCAUCUGAUUGGCUGAUUCUUGGUACCAGAAAUCCUUAAAACAAGUAUAGGCAACUGUCUGUUUUAAAAGUCACUUUGGGGCCUGGCUGCAUGGGGGCCGCAGAGCCCACCGUCUGGCUACUGGAGCUCUGCUGGCUCCUGGCCCAGGGCCAGGCCUGGCUCUUCCAUGUGAGGUCUUGUGAGGUGGUGGCCGAGGGAACCAUCCCGGAGGCUCUCAACAUCCCGGCUCUGUACUCCUUGGAGAAGCUGAGGCUGGGGGAUGCGAACCUCAUUUUCUUCUGUCAGAUGGGCAAGCGGGGCCUACAGGCCACACAGCUGGCCCUGGGGCUUGGAUACAGAGGGGCUCACAACUAGGCUGGGGCCUCAGAGAGUGGUUUCAGAAAGGAGGCUGGGGAGAAGGUGGCCUGCUGAGCCCACCCCCACAGCCUUGUAGUGCUGUGCACACAAAAGCACCAAAUAAAGUGUUUAA